Hordeum vulgare subsp. vulgare (domesticated barley) is the source of this 1869-nucleotide messenger RNA. Its product is annotated as alpha-mannosidase I MNS5. The record is from RefSeq and is a predicted model, not a curated record. Lineage: Eukaryota; Viridiplantae; Streptophyta; Magnoliopsida; Poales; Poaceae. The transcript is spliced from 15 exons. The coding region runs from base 16 to 1764 and encodes 582 amino acids. Gene Ontology annotation, molecular function: calcium ion binding; mannosyl-oligosaccharide 1,2-alpha-mannosidase activity. Gene Ontology annotation, biological process: carbohydrate metabolic process; mannose trimming involved in glycoprotein ERAD pathway; endoplasmic reticulum mannose trimming. Gene Ontology annotation, cellular component: membrane; endoplasmic reticulum.
CCCACCUCCAUCUCCAUGCGAUCUCCUCGGCCGGCGCGGCUAGCUGCCGUCGCGCUUCUCCUCGCGGCGCUCGCUGCGGCCGCGACCGCCACCGCCACCGCCGCCGCGGCCAGCAGGGACGGGUACGGGCGCGCGAGGAGGCUGCGCAUGAGGGGCAAGGUCGUCGAGAUGUUUUAUCAUGCUUAUGACAACUACAUGGCGUAUGCAUUUCCUCAUGAUGAAUUGAAGCCUCUUACUAAAGGCUUCACUGACUCCCUCAGUGAGCUGGGCAACCUAAAUCUUGAGCACUUGCCACAGGAUUAUAAUGGAUCAGCAUUGUCACUAGUUGAGUCAUUAUCAAGUCUUGUUGUCUUAGGUAACCUAACAGAAUUUGACAGAGGAGUUAGUUGGCUUUCAGAGAACCUAACUUUUGAUGUUGACGCUCGAGUUAAUCUUUUUGAGUGUAACAUAAGACUUCUUGGGGGGCUUAUUUCUGCUCAUAUUCUUGCAAAGGACUACAGCAGUCAGAACAAAGAUGGAGUAUAUCAGAACCAAUUACUACACCUUGCUGAAAAUUUAGGCAGGCGGUUUCUGCCAGCAUUUGAGACACCUACUGGAUUGCCGUAUGCAUGGAUCAACCUUAAGUAUGGAGUGAUGGAGAAUGAGACAACUGAAACAAGCACAUCGGGAUGUGGCUCCCUUAUCCUUGAAAUGGGUGCAUUGUCACGUUUGACCGGUGAUUCUAGAUAUGAAGCUGCAGCUCUUCGUGCUCUUCGCAAGUUAUGGAGUAUGAGAAGCUCACUGAAUCUUGUAGGCUCAACGCUAGAUGUUUUGUCUGGCAACUGGAUUGAAUAUUCGUCAGGCAUUGGUGCUGGAGUUGAUUCAUUUUAUGAGUAUUUGAUUAAGGCAUAUAUCCUUUUUGGAAGUGAUGAGUACUGGGAUAUGUUUCAUUCUGCUUACCUAGCAGUGCAGAAGUAUUUCCGACAUGGGCCAUGGUACCAUGAGGCUGAUAUCAGGACCGGAGAAGCAACACACUGGCAACUAACUAGCCUCCAGGCCUUCUGGCCCGGUGUUCAGACACUACUAGGAGAUGUUGCCGCUGCAAAUCUGUCACAUCGUGAAUUUUACAAUGUAUGGCAAAGGUUCGGCGUCCUUCCUGAAAGAUAUCUGUUAGACUACGGAAUUUUGCAUCCCACAGAGAAGUAUUAUCCUUUACGUCCAGAGUUUGCUGAGUCUACAUUUUAUCUUUAUCAAGCAACUAGAGAUCCUUGGUACCUAGAAGUGGGUGAAGCUAUAAUUGGAUCACUUAAUUACUACACCAAAGUGGAAGGAGGUUUUGCUAGUAUCAGAGAUGUUUCAACAAUGAACCUUGAAGAUCAUCAACACAGCUUCUUCCUUUCAGAAACGUGCAAAUACCUUUUUCUCCUUUACGAUGAUUCAUUCUUGAGGAACAAAAAUUAUAUAUUUACGACCGAGGGCCAUCCCCUUCCUGUAAUGAGCACUUGGCAUGAGAAAAUUCCUCGACUGGAUGUUCCCACCAAUUGGACAGUUGUUAAGGACGACAACCAACCGAUUCGUGCGAGCGCAUUGUCAUCCAAAGUCUGUCCAGAGACAAUUUUCCGGCAGAACGUUGGCUCCCCGUGGGAGAGUGCGUGCCACGUACCAGAUGUGUUCCCUAGCCACAAAUGCAGGGCCGACGAUGACUGUGGGAUAGAGUCAGUAACAUGCAAGAGGAGAACCUGCAGCAUGGCUGGCUACUGCGGCUUGUGGCUGGCGGUUUAUUAGCCAAUGUUGUUGGAGAGAUUAUACUUUCGCCAUUCGUUGACAGAAUGAUCAAAAUAAGGUAAACACCACCUUGAAAAUAGAAUGUUACCGGCCUGACAUUGUACA